AUGGAAAAGGUUAGUGAAGCCGAGGAGAAGCCUAUUGAACAAGAAAGCAACUCAUCAGUUACGGAGACGAGGAGUGAUAAGGAAGAUGAAAGGAUCAUGAUCAGAGGCACAAUCUCUGAAGAAGGCUCUAUGGAUCCAUCUAACUCACACACAAUCACCUUUGAAGAUUAUGAUGAUGACAGUGACUAUGAGAUGGAAGACGGGAAGGUUCUUGAGCUUUUCAGACGUAAAAACAGUGUGAGACCUGAGGUCACCGAGACAAACAACUUCCCAGACCUAGACGCAGUGACUCUGAAUUCACCAAUACUUGAAGGAAUCAAGUCAUCAUCAUCAUCAAACGAGGACACUGAGGAUGAUUCAUCAAGCAACUCAGACCUUGACACCAGCCUCUCCAGGUAUUAUUUUGACGGGUCUUUACCGUUUUCAUCCCAUGUGGAAGAAUCUGAAACUCAUCAAGAUGAGUGUUCUGUACCUAAAGAUGAAAACAAGAUACCUCUAUUGUGCCCUUACCAACCUGUGCAGCAACCAACUCCGUGGAGGAAUUGCUGUGGACUCCUUCAGCUUCUCCGAUCUGCUAAUCCAUAA
Molecule: messenger RNA, 585 nt
Organism: Microthlaspi erraticum
Lineage: Eukaryota; Viridiplantae; Streptophyta; Magnoliopsida; Brassicales; Brassicaceae
Source: the annotation of a GenBank genome assembly